This is a messenger RNA of Anopheles coluzzii, 2118 nucleotides long. It is a transcript of the gene Nprl3, whose product is annotated as GATOR complex protein NPRL3. NCBI's taxonomy places the organism in Eukaryota, Metazoa, Arthropoda, Insecta, Diptera, Culicidae. The record is from RefSeq and is a predicted model, not a curated record. The transcript has 3 exons. Gene Ontology annotation, cellular component: GATOR1 complex. The coding region runs from base 76 to 2046 and encodes 656 amino acids. Gene Ontology annotation, biological process: negative regulation of TORC1 signaling; positive regulation of autophagy; cellular response to amino acid starvation.
AUGAAAUGCGUUAUCAAACUUCAACUCUGUUAAAAAAUCGCGUCCACGCAGUUGUAAUGUGCCUUCUCCGCCGGGAUGGAGGUGAAUCCGCUCAGCAUUAUUCUGGUAAAGUCCGACAGCAAGGGCGAUCGGUUGCUGUUCCGCUACCCGUACACGCUGCCGCAACAGUUCCAAACGUCGGUCACGCCAGCCCGCAAGACGCCCUACUCGCUGAUCCACACGGGCGACGACAUACUGCAGCAUGCGCCACCUUCUAACAUUUGUUUUGACCAGCUGUACGGCAUCUCGGACAAAGAUCUGGCGACACUGUUCGCCGUCAAGUCGGAGCUGUGCAAUCAAAAGUUCGAGCUGAAGGUGAACGACGUUCGGUUCGUCUCGCAUCCGACGCUGCUGCGGAGCGACCCGGGCUCGGACCAAAAGUCUUCCGACAUUCAGAUCAACGUCGUGUUUGCGCUGCACGCCCAGGCCAGCUCGUCCGUGGUGAAGAGCUACUACGAACUGAGCAAGCGGAUCGGCAUCGCGCUGAUCUACGAAGAGCGUCGCGAUGGUUACUUCUCGCGGGAGAUCAAAACGAUGGUUGCUGUGAUGGACGAGAACAGCGCGCUGCAAGAGCAGGAACAGCCGACCGGAGCCACCGGAACGGGCGGUUCGGUUGGGACGGGCAGUGGUACGGGGCCGGCCGGUACGAGCGGCCAAACGGUGGUGACGUGUGCAACGGCGGCUGGCAUUGCGGUCGGUGUGUUUGACACGAUACUGAAAAACACCACGCUGGCGCAAUUCAUUAAAACGAUCUAUCACGACCUGUGCACGACGGGUUUGCUGAACGUUACCAUGAACCAAACCGUCACGCUGAGCUUCUGCCUGCCCCAGAAGGCGCACCAGUUCCACAAGAAAGGCAUGGCCGUGGAGCCGGAAACGAUCGACCGGUGUCUGGAGUCGCUCAAACCCUACCACGGCAUGCUGCUGCUCGUCGAUCCGUCCGAGCUGUUUGACUGUGUGCCACCGUCCGGUGCGAACAUGCUGCUGCAGCUGAUCGAGGUGUACAAUCCGCUGAAAAGUCUGCAAAACAUGGCAUCGGACGCCGAGCUGCUGAUCGAUCACGUGUACCAGCUCGUGGGGCAUCUGGUGUACUGGGCCAAGGCGACAAUCAUCUACCCGCUGUGCGAGACGAACGUGUACGUGAUUGCGCCCGACGCACAGCUCAACAUUCAUUCGAAUCUUUCCGACAAGUUUGCGACCAAAUUCCCCGGCAUGUCGCUGUUUGAGGUGAUCAGCGACUUUUCGCUGCCCACCUCGAUCGGGCACCUUACGACCCCGUUGCAACAUCCGGCACGGCAAGGCCGGCUGGCCCAGAUGGUGCUGUGGAUGCUGCAGCACCAUCUGCUGAUGCAGCUCCACACGUACGUACAGUUUGUGGCCAAUCUGGAUGGGAUUGAGGAGGACGAGUUUGGCGGAGCGGCAGCAGGACGAUGCAGCUCGGACCGGGCGCAUGCACUACACGCCCUGUACGGCAGUUCUGCGCCGAGCGCAUCGUCCAGCCAACCUUUGGCCGUGCCUACCGGCGGAAACAGGAAGCAUUCGCUCAGCGAAGAUCGCUACUCCGACAGCCUGUCCGCCCUGCUAACGACGGCCGCCUCCGUUACCUCCAAUACGCGACCUUCGUCUGCGAGCCACCGGUCCAACAUUAGCCACUCGAGCGUGGGUGGCCUGCAGACGGCUUCCAGCACGGACAACGACGAGAGUAUCGCCUCGAUCGACGACGACGACAAGCUGAAACGGUUGCUCGCGGCUUUUCCCGAGCCCGACCGGAAGGCGGUGGCGCGCAUCCCGGCCGCCUCGAACCCGGAAGACCUGGCGCUGAUGGUGCGCCUGUGGAAGGCCGGCUACUUCAAGGGCGAGCAUCAUCUGGAGGAGAUAAUGUACUUUGAAAAUUUGCGCCGCUCGCAGCUGCUGCAGCUGGUGGACAAGUUUCGCGAGGUGUUGAUCAUCUACGAAACGGAGGAUCCGGCGAUCGCCAGUCUGUACUCCGACCAGCCGGCCGAGUAGCGCAGGAGUAAGUAAGGGAGCGCGGCAAUAGCAGCAGAAGAUGUAACAAAGAGGCAAACGACAAUUUUUUUU